UCUGGCUUCAUUGCCUAUUCGUAUGGUUGUGAUAUGACGGCUAGAAUAGUUGUGAUAAUGCUGAAUUCCAAUAUGCAGAUCUGGAGCGCUCCUGGAUCAAUUUUUUAUGUUCUUUUGGGGGCAAGUCUGUUCCAAUGACAGAUUGGGAGCGCGGAACGCCUGUUGCAAUCAUUCCAAUGGCAGAGAUGAAGAGCUGGCUGAUCUCGAUUUGAGAGCGCCCCGCGGUCUGCGGAACCAAUGCCGGAACAUACCAGACCGCUCCGCCGAAAUCCGCGGAUUCGACCGGAAGUUUGCCUGACGUGCUUCUUCCAGCAUCCAUUGACUGGAUCACCUGUGUGUAGCCGACGAUACAAAAACGACAGCGCAGACGAUGUGCCAGACAGAUAUAGUGGCUGGCGCGGACAAUCUGUCUCGUGCGGCACGUUGCAGCGGAGCAAAGUAUAGCGCCACUGCCUCGCUUAUCCGGAGAUCGCCAGAGGCAGCGCGUGGGUGACGCGUGGGCGCGAUUCACAGCAGCCGCAGCAGACAGACCUGCCGGACGACGCGCGCUACUCUGGCGCCACCUCGUAGCCGUCGUCGCGUCUCUUUGUAUCGUCUAGAAGACUUCCGAGCUGUUGCUGCUUGCCCAUGGGGGAGGCUUAAAGCCCGUCUAGGGCGGCACUACGCCUUUCGUCCCCCGCUUUCGCCAUACCCUCCUCCGCUAUUCUCCUCCCGCUCUCUUCGCCGUCUUUCAUCCGCCGCUGCGCUCCGCGUUCGCUCUUUCAUCCUUCGUUUUGCUCAUUUGAUCGGUUACGCCGACGCUCGCCCCAGGAACGGGCGCAAGAGCUGCGCUCUAAAAUCAAACGUUCCCGCGGCACUAGUGACAUGCUUCUCGAGAAAAUUGUGGCUCGCAAAGCAGCCUCUCGGGUUCAAGGGUGAGGAAAUCGCCCUGGACGACGACAAGGUAGCGCUUGCAGGUACUCAAAAAGACGAUCUCUUCCAUUCGCCAAACCAAGUCUGAACUAGUGAAGCUUACAGCGGAGGCCACCGCUUAAAUGAAAAGUACGUAAGAGAGAUAUAGCGCACAUUCUCAGAGUUCACAUUUGAGUUUUUAUGCACCAAUAUACCUGAAGCUGAUCCGCACGCAAACAUGCCACGAGAGUGCAGCAGAAACGUUUGCCGUUCAUAAAAAGGGAAAAGGUGUCAUUUUGGCGUGAAUAAUGCCGAUACUUUCGCAUGCGAUGCGCCCCAUGCUUGCUCUGGUAGUGUUCCAAUGUGGAUUCGCAGCGAGUGCUCUCUGCCGAAGGACGGCACUUAACCGUGAUUCUGGACCGCUCUGGAUCUGCCACUGAAAUUUAACAUAAGAAUCGAGCCCUUCGAAUAUCCUCUUAUCGUCUUCAAGGACCCCUCCCUACAGCCCCAUCAGAAAUUUUGGUUACGUCCAUGGAAGCGCCGUUCAGGGUGUGUGUCCUACGUACGACUCCACUGUUGCUGUUCUACCUGCUGCUUGAAUGGGGCGUGAUGCUGCUGGCUUCCAUCAGUGACUGGGCCUUUGGAUGCUAUGUCCUGGAUGCUUUCACCGGUUUAACGCAACCAGGCCUGCUGGGAAGGUGUGACAGACUGGGGCAACCUAGAAGCUUGGCCCAAUGGUUUGAAAAGGUGGCUACCGUAGACAGUGGCUGGGUGGACGACACAAAGCUCUUUGGCCACAGCUUCACAGGAAAUAUAUUGUUUUUACUAGGACUUCACUCAACUGCCUGUUGUCAAGUGGUGCUGAUCAAGAGGUCCAUGCCUGCUGUUCACAGUCAUAAUGCGGACAAGCAAAAAGGUCCCUGAAAUGGCUUUUGAAAUUCGCCUAGACACAGAGAGUAUCUUUCAAGGAAAGCUUUCUCACAAAAAGUUCAUGUCAGUGCUCUAUAAUAAAACAGCUACGAGUGGUUAUAAAUUA
Messenger RNA from Dermacentor andersoni, 1927 nucleotides. RefSeq lists its product as uncharacterized. The record is from RefSeq and is a predicted model, not a curated record. Lineage: Eukaryota; Metazoa; Arthropoda; Arachnida; Ixodida; Ixodidae.